Messenger RNA from Dreissena polymorpha, 1722 nucleotides. RefSeq names its product temptin-like. Bases 88 to 492 code for a protein of 134 amino acids. The record is from RefSeq and is a predicted model, not a curated record. The transcript is spliced from 4 exons. Lineage: Eukaryota; Metazoa; Mollusca; Bivalvia; Myida; Dreissenidae.
CACAGAAAUCUCGACCUCUAGAUAUAAAUAUAUAGGGUACGACACGAUUUAUUUUAGUAUUCAUUUCGGAGCAAGAGAAGGGAUAGGAUGCAAAUAAUCGCCUUUAUAGCUGUUCUUCUGGGGGCAGUUUCUGCCCAUCCGUACUAUCGGGAUUCCUUCCCUAAUGGGUACUCUGUGCCGAACCCCUGUGGAGGCGGUAUAUGGGAGGCUGUAGGUCACUAUGACCCUCAUCAUCACACCAUAAACAAGAACAGAUUCGGACAGGCAUUCUCCGCCGCCGGUCACACUUGGACCAAGGCCCUGUGCAUGGCGGACAGUGACGGCGACGGCAAAACUAACGGAGCUGAACUCGGGGACCCGACAUGCGCCUGGGUGCAGGGUGGAGUGCCCGCCGGCCGUGCUACCGGACAUCCGGGAAUCUGCGAGCCAGUGGGGUCUUGCGGAGAUGGGUUCACUUGCAACUGCCAUGGCGCCAAUUGUGUUGGAAAAUAAGCGUCCGCAUAAAAAACUGCCUUGCCUGUUAUGGAAUUUUUGGAUACAUCUGUGAUAAAUGUGCUAUAAACACUUUUAAAAACAGAUGACAUUCAUUGGAAAUGACUUCCCUUUACAUCAAAUACGGUAUUCCACUAUUAAUAAGUGCAUUUGCAACUCUUGCGGAUUUUUUUCUCAGACAUUCCUUUAAACAUGUGUCUAUUGAUCGCGUAAAUAAAGUUGAAUUCAAUUUGUAAUAGCAUAACCUCUUAUUUAAGAUUUUACAUAAUUUGACAUGUGCUAUAAGAUGAACAUAUUUUGACUUGUGCUAUAAAAUGAAAAUAAAAAAAUACGUGUGAUUGUUUACAUGGCUUCGAAAAAAUACAUACAAAGGAAGUUACCUUGCAAGUCUCGUAACGGUCCUUUUUUAAAACAUGUCGCUUUUUCACACAAAAUUCAUGAUUUUUUUAGUUUAUUGUCUUACCAAAUCCGAUGUUAAAAACCACAGGGUCUGUCAACAUGCGUUUAGCAAUACCGCUAAUCUGUUUAAUUGGAGCAUAAUUAUUGAUUAUUAUUCAAUGUCUUUAUGACUUGUUAUGCUUCUGUGAUAAUGCGAGAAUUUUUUAAUUUAAAAAAAUCUGCUUUGUUGUUCAUACUACAAUAAAUUGCUCCGCGUCUAAGAACGUUAUGAAUAAGCCCAAGUGAAAGUUAGGAUGUUAAGAUAUGCUUGCAGAUGAAUUAUUUUUUUUAUAUAAGUAAACAUAGAGAUAAUUAAAUCAUAUUCCCAGAUGUGUCCAUUUAUCUGCUCGAGGUUAAAUACAAAAUACCCACAUUCUGUGUAAAAAACAUAUGAAUUGUUUUGUUCAAAACUGGUUGAUAUAUUCACAAGGAAUAAGAGUGCACUUACAUGCAUUCAUUUAUAGUUUCAUAUACACACCUUGCAUACUAUUUUGGAGUAUAUGGGACUUAAUUACUCUAUAACAUGAAUGUGCAUUAUUGUUUUGUUUUGUUUUAUAUUUUGAAAAAAGAUCGGUUGACAGAUAUUGUCGAUAGGGGCCAUGCUUUUUUUAAACUCCUGGAUUUAAUUUUGCAAAACGUUUGAGCUCUUAAACCGCUUGACAUAGUGUGAAUUUGGCGCGACGUCGUUCGACAGCGCCGCGAACAGAGUCACGUUCAGUAGACGUCAUCAUUACUGUUACUGUUGUUAUUAUGAUUCAUAUAUUUGAACGUAAUUAAAAAAUGUAAGGUUGA